AUGGCCAACAUUCUCCCUUGGAUUGUGGUUCUGGCCUUCUCUUCGAUUGCUCACUCGCAAGACAUUGACUACAGCUGUGAAUAUCGCAGUAGCGAUGGCUCGGGGACAUUCACCUACGUUGACAAAAUCCUCAACGAUGGCGAGUUUACCGUAGCCUUCAAGGUGUUGGCCAACAGCGACGUCAGACUCAUCCUGUCCCCCGUGAAGGAGGACGAUGCCGCAGCCUACACCAUCACCAUUGGUGAAAGGAACGAGCUGACCUACAUCACUCGAUUCGGCAGCGACGACCGAUUGCAGUCGUACACGGUCAAAGAUGCAGUUCCUUUCCGCGAGAGUGAGCUGCGAUGCUACGACAAUUGCAUGAACUCCUACUGGAUCUGCUUCCAGAAUGGCAUGAUCAAGCUAGGCAGAGGGGGUGAUAGCGCCCCCUUUUUCGAGUUCGACGUCCCUGCUGGCGAGACCUUCAACCCACGUUACAUGGGUUUCGGCACGGGCAGCUCCAGCAUUGGGAUGUUCGGAGGCUUCCUCUUCGCUGACGAGUGCGGAAACCAAGGGCAUGGUACAGAUACCGGGACUACCACGAAACAACCACGGGAUUGUCAACCCGUCGACUGCGGAGCCAAAUCUUGCCUCUUCGGAUUCAAGAAGGUCAAUGGAUGCGAUACAUGUGAAUGCAAAGAUAACCCCUGUGAAGUGCUGACAGAUUGCAUGCCGUGCAAGCAUGGUUAUGAGAAGGACGAAUUCCAGUGUGACACAUGCAAUUGCACACCAGGUCCUUGUGACGACGAACCAUGCCAGAACGGGGGUUACUGUUAUGGCGUUGGCGUUACCAACUAUGGCUGCAUUUGCACCGAAGGCUAUGCCGGAACAAAUUGCGAAGAAGAUGUACAGAACCCGACCAUCGAAUGCCCCGCAGAUAUGACCAAAACAACUGACCCUGGAGCCCCCUCUGCCACCAUCACGUACGAGCCGACCACAGCGAGCGAUAAUUCCGGCGAGGCACCAGCCAUCGUUUGCUCUCCGGACACGGCCACGUUGCCUGUCGGCCCCAACACCAUCCAGUGCAUUGCAACAGACGGAAGUAGCAACACGGCCUCUUGCACAUACACGAUCACCGUCAACGAUGAGGAGCCACCAACGCCCAACUGCCCCAUACCGAUGGAGGAACCAACUGACGCCGGCAAACCGUAUGCUACCAUCAUCUACGAGAUACCAGCCGUGACGGAUAAUUCUGACCCCAGUCCGAACUUUGAUUGCGACAGGCUUCCAGGUUAUCAGUUUCCGGUCGGGCAAACGACGGUCACGUGCACCGCCAGCGACAAAUACGGCAAUUCCGAUACUUGCCCCUUCACUGUGGACGUAAAAGACGAAGAAGCGCCCAAGUUUGACUGCCCGCUCUCCAUGGACAACGUUCCCGUCGACGGGGGCAAGCCGUUUGCAACGGUCAACUACCCGCUACCGACAGUAACUGACAACGUGGACUCGGACAUCACGGUUACCUGCGUCCAGCCGCCAGGCUCCCAAUUCCCGAUCGGACCCAGCGAAAUCAUUUGCACCGCCACUGACCAGGCUGAGAAUUUCAAGACGUGCCCGUUCUCCAUUGUUGUGGCGGAUAACGAGGGUCCGACGAUUAAGUGCCCGGAUCCCAUGGACCAGACUACAGACGCGGGACGAGGGUAUGCUACCGUGAACUAUGACACGCCUGUGGCAAACGACAACUCGGACCCCAAUCCCAACGUAGUCUGUGAACCACCGUCUGGAUCCAAAUUCUGGCUUGCACCUAACGUUGUCACCUGUACCGCUACCGACAACGUUGGGAAUUCAGAAAUAUGUAAAUUCCGUGUUGAGAUUAGAGAUGAGGAACCACCAACGAUCACUUGCCCAAAGCCCAUGGAUGACGUAUCCACCGACGAAGGCCGCGACAUCGCAACGGUAAGCUACAACGUGCCAGUUGGCCAGGACAACGAAGACCCAAAACCUGUGGUCACUUGCGACACACUGUCAGGGUCAGAGUUUGACAUUGGAGAAAUCACAGUCACGUGCACAGUCACGGAUCAAUCUGGCAAUAGUGCCGAGUGCCCCUUCACCAUUACAGUCAAAGACAAGGAAAAGCCCAAGAUCAUAUGCCCGUUGCCAAUGCCUGACGUUUCGACCGAUGAUGGCCAGCCCACUGCCACAGUAGACUACCCGGCGGCAACAUCAACCGAUAACGCCGACCCAGAUCCGACAAUCAAUUGCAUCCCGCCAGCAAGUUCGCAGUUUCCGAUCGGCACCACUACUGUCAAAUGCACGGCCACUGAUGAUGCUCUUAACACAAAGAUGUGCCCAUUUGAUGUUACUGUGUCAGACAAGGAAAAGCCCAAACUGACUUGUCCAGAUCCGAUGGCUAGUUCAACCGACACCGGCAAGUCUUUCGCAAGCAUAGACUACGAAGUUCCGACUGCAACAGACAACGUGGAUGCCAGUCCGGGAGUGACAUGCGUUGAACCAUCCGGGUCUGAAUUUUCUUUGGGCCAAACCGUUGUCGAGUGUACGGCCAUCGAUAGCGCCAAAAAUGAAGAGUCGUGCACAUUCACAAUUGAUGUUACAGAUGACGAGAAGCCCGAGAUAAACUGCCCACUGCCCAUGACCGAGCCAGUUGAUGCUGGCCAAAAUUACGCCACUGUUGAGUACACGACACCGUUCGCAUCGGACAACGCAGACCCUGCUCCAGAGGUUACCUGCACUCCCGCGUCAGGAUCCCAAUUCCAGUUGGGCCCAAAUGAAGUCACUUGCAAGGCCGUCGAUGACGCGGGCAACAAGAAAAGAUGCACAUUUACGAUCACAGUCGAAGAUAAGGAAGGGCCGACGAUCGGAUGCCCAUUGCCCAUGCCCGAAUCGGCCGAUCCUGGUUCUUCCACCACCGCUGUGGUCUACACCGACCCGACGGUAUCAGACAAUACCGACGCUAACCCAACGGUGUCCUGUACACCAGCCUCUGGAUCAGACUUUACGAUUGGUUCGACGGAGGUCACAUGCACCGCCCAAGACAAUGCCGGCAACACCAACGAGUGCUUUUUCCCUGUCGUUGUAAAAGAUACCGAAGCGCCCGACUUCAUGUGUCUAGAUCCGAUGCUUGAGAAUAUGGACCUCGGUGAAUCGUUCGCGACCGUAACCUACAACAUUCCAACUGCAACUGAUAACUGGGAUCCUGAAGUAGUGGUAGUCUGCGCACCGGCGCCCGGGACAGCAUUCAAAGCUGGAGUUAAUACGGUCGUAUGUUCUGCCGUAGACGCGGCAAGCAACAAGCGGAACUGCACAUUCCCGAUUGACGUUCAAGAUAAUGAAGAGCCUGAGUUGACUUGCCCAAAUUCCAUGGACGAGUUUGUGGAUGCCGCUAAAGCGUUCGCCACUGUGGACUUCAAUGUGCCCACUGCGACCGAUAAUGCAGACCCGAUACCCAGCGUUGAGUGCAGCAAACAGCCCAACUCGGAGUUUGGAAUCGGAACCAAUACGGUGACUUGCACCGCGAGUGAUAAUUCGGACAACUUCAAGGCUUGUACUUUCACUGUCGAAGUGACCGAUAACGAGAAGCCCAAGUUCACCUGCCCAGUGGCAAUGAAUGAUGUAUCCACCGACUCAGGCGAAUCGUUCGCCACUGUUAGCUACGUUCUGCAACCCGCAACUGAUAAUGCAGAUCCUGCUCCAACUCGUACCUGCGACAAACCACCGGGCUCGCAAUUCCCGCUUGGACCAUCGACAGUCACGUGUACGGCAUCCGACAAGUACGGCAACUCCAAGACGUGCACGUUCACCAUAAACGUCGUAGACGACGAAGAGCCGCAGAUUACAUGCCCAGAUCCCAUGACCGAAACGACCGAUGCGGGCCAGGCGUAUGCCACCGUCAAGUAUUCGGCACCCACGGUUACCGAUAACGCAGACUCAAGUCCGUCCGUUUCCUGCGAGAAAGCCUCAGGGUCUAAGUUCUUUAUCGAGCCCAAUGUCGUCGUCUGCACUGCGCGUGAUAACGUUGGAAACAUCGCGUCCUGUACUUUCCCCGUCACAGUCAAGGAUGAGGAAAAACCAAAGGUUACUUGCCCCGUCGACAUGAAGGAGUCGUUCGACGCCGGAAAACCGUAUGCCACCAUCACUUACGAGAAAGCAUCAGCGACCGAUAACGUUGAUCCUGCGCCGGUGGUUACCUGCAUACCGGCUUCAAUGAGCCAGGUCAGCCAAAUUGGACCCAACACGUUCAAGUGCACCGCCGUCGAUAACUCCCUCAACAGCGAAGAGUGCGAAUUCACCGUGGAAGUAGGAGAUGACGAAAAGCCGGAGAUUAAAUGCCCAUUCGCCAUGGAUGAGAACGUGGACCCAGGCGAGCCGUUUGCCACCGUUUCCUACAAAGUGCCCGUUGCGACUGAUAACUAUGACCUGAAUCCCGCAGUUUUCUGCUCACCUGCGCCGUCGUCACAGUUUACAAUUGGGACCAAAACGGUCCAGUGUACUGCCGUGGAUAGCAGUAACAACAAAAAUAGCUGCAGGUUUAACGUGACGGUAUAUGAUAACGAACCGCCCAUCUUGACAUGCACUAGCACCAGCAUCACUCAGAACACCGACAUCGGUAAGGACUACGCAACCGUCGACUAUUCCCUGCCGACGGCAAGUGACAACGCAGAUCUCAAUCCAUUGAUCAGCUGUGAUAAAGCUCCAGGAUUCCAGUUCCCCACUGGCUCGACCACAGUCACCUGCACCGCCACUGAUAACGCCGACAAUUCUGCAACUUGCACGCUCAACGUUAAAGUAACGGACAAGGAGCCGCCGAAGCUAACAUGCCCAAAAUUCAUGGUAGAAUUCACGGACAGGGACGAGAAGUAUGCCACCGUUGCGUACGACGAGCCAGAAGCCACCGACAACGUCGACCAAAAUCCCACAGUCAACUGCCUUCCGAAACCAAACUCACAAAUUGACAUUGGAACUCAGGUUGUGACCUGUACUGCUACUGACAACACAGGGAACAUGAAAACAUGCGACUUCGGUAUAAAAGUUGUAGAUAAACAAGAGCCGGAGUUCACGUGCCCUAUCGACAUGUCAGAACCGGCCGACUUGGGCCAAAGGUACACCUACGUCAGCUACGUGACUCCGCGUGCACAGGACAAUUCCGGAGAAGAACCCCUUGUGGUUUGCGAUGCGUCACCUGGCUCCCAGUUCUUCAUCAACCCUAACACGGUCACUUGUACGGCAGUCGACACUUCUGGCAACAAAAAGACUUGCACGUUUACCGUUACUGUAACUGAUGAAGAAGCACCCAAACUCACCUGUCCAGAACCAAUGAAGAGAUCUGUGGAUGCCGGAAAGGACUACGCGACCGUCAGAUACAGCCUUCCAACCGUGUCGGACAACCAGGACCAAAACCUUGUAGCGACUUGUGAUAUUGAGUCACCAUCGCAAUUGUCGGUCCAGCUGAACACGAUCAAAUGUACGGCCACUGACAAAGCUGGCAAUAUAGGGGGAUGCUCCUUCACCGUGAGAGUCACAGAUGACGAAGCCCCGCAGUUUGACUGCCCGCUUUCCAUGACCGAAGACACGGACCCACGUCAGCCAACAUCCCAAGUCUCCUACACUGUACCCACAGCCAACGAUAACGUGGACGGUGGCGUGGAAGUAACGUGCACGCCAGCACCGGGCACACCGUUUGGCAUCGGACCAAACACCGUCACAUGUACUGCCACCGAUUCUGCCGGCAACGUAAAGACGUGCCCAUUCACCAUCCAAGUUAACGACAAUGAAGAACCGGAGUAUGAGUGUCCCAUUGACAUGCUGGAUGUCUCUGUCGACGCGGGUCAGGCGUAUGGGACGGUCACCUACACUCUGCCUGAAGUAACCGACAACGUAGACUCAAACCUCCAAAUCCAGUGUAUCGAACCACCAGGCUUCCAAUUCCCAAUUGGAAAAUCUCAAGUCAAUUGUCGUGCCACCGACUCGGCCAGCAAUACGAAAGAGUGUUCCUUCUUUAUUAAAGUCGGAGAUAACGAGGCACCGAAGUUCGACUGCCCACUGCCCAUGGAUGAACAAACAGACCCGCGUGAGCCGACCGCAUCGGUAUCCUACACUGUCCCGACAGCGACAGAUACCGUGGACGGCACUGUACAGGUAACCUGUGACCCACCACCGGGCACACCAUUUGGCAUGGGAAGUAACACCGUCACGUGCACCGCGACAGAUUCUGCCGGCAACACGAAGACGUGCCUCAAAAUUACGGUUGAAGACAAAGAAGAGCCCCAGUUUGGCUGCCCGAUUAACAUGAAGGAUCUUUCAGCCGAUGCAGGGGAGGCCUUUGCCACCGUCAACUACGAUCUACCAUCGGUAACCGACAACGUCGACAAGGAUAUACAAGUCACCUGCGACAAGGCACCGGGCUCGCAAUUCCUCAUUGGAACGUCUCCGGUGACUUGCACUGCCACCGACAACACCGGCAACUCAAAGACGUGCUCAUUCUUCAUUGAGGUCAAAGACAAGGAAAGCCCCAAAUUGACGUGCCCACUCCCCAUGAACCAGAACACAGACCUUGGCCAGUCGUACGCAACCGUCACCUACACUGUACCGGUACCAACCGAUAACGCGGACAACAAUCCACUGGUGUCCUGCGAACGGGCACCGGGCUCCCAAUUCUGGAUCGAGGCCAAUGAGGUCAUCUGCACCGCCACCGACAAAUACGGAAACAUAGCCACAUGCACAUUCCCUGUCGAAGUCACAGAUAAGGAAGAUCCGAAGAUCACUUGCCCGGAUCCCAUGGAGGGUCUUUCUUCUGACAGCCGCAAAGAUUACGCCACGGUGGACUACGUGAUACCAACGGGACGCGACAACGCAGACGACAACCCGAUUGUAUCUUGCGACAAACUGCCCAAUUCACAAUUUGGCAUCGGAAAUAACGUCGUCACAUGCACGGUGACGGAUAAGUACCAAAAUAGUGCUGAAUGCUCCUUCCCUGUGAAAGUCAUAGACGACGAGAAGCCCAGAAUUACAUGCCCAUUGCCGAUGCCCGAUGUUACCACCGAUGAUGGCCUAGCAACUGCCCUCAUCAUCUACGAAUUAGCGACGGCAACUGACAACGCCGACCCCAAUCCAACUGUCACGUGCACUCCGGCUUCGAAUACAGCAUUCCCGAUCGGUAGCACCACUGUCAGGUGCAAGGCGGUUGACGAUGCAGAGAACAAGAGGGGUUGCAACUUCCAAGUUGAUGUUAGAGAUGAUGAGGAGCCAAAAAUGAAGUGUCCAAUGCCCAUGAGUGAGUCGACCGAUAUUGGCAAGCCAUUUGCCAGCAUCAACUACGAAGUUCCGACUGCCACAGAUAACGUGGACGCCACUCUAGUGGUUACCUGUCUCGAACCACCCGGUUCGGAGUUUUCGUUGGACCAAACCACUGUCGUGUGCUCAGUCAGAGACAACGCUGGCAAUGAAAAGUCGUGCUCGUUCACAAUCGACGUUACAGAUGACGAAAAGCCAGAGUUGGAUUGUUCAAUUGCCAUGACGGAGCCGGUAGAUACUGGCGAAAACUUUGCCACAGUCCAAUACAAGAAGCCAAUUGCAAGCGACAACGCAGACCCUGCUCCAGAUGUGGACUGCCAGCCGGUGUCUGGAUCGCAGCUGUCCGUCGGUCCGAAUGAGAUCAUCUGUACCGCUGAUGAUGAUGCCGGCAACCAGAACACUUGCAAAUUUACAGUCACGGUAGAAGAUAAUGAAGGGCCGACUAUUGAAUGCCCGACAUCCAUGCCCCAAUCGGCUGAUCUGGGCUCUGCAACUACCACCGUGAUCUAUAAGGAUGCGACUGCGUCCGACAACACCGACCCCAAUCCGGUUGUAUCGUGCGAACCGGCGUCUGGUUCUGAAUUUCAGAUUGGUGCCCACAUAGUCACCUGCACCGCCACCGAUGAUGCGCUCAACUCAAACGAGUGUUCCUUCACUGUGGUCGUUAAAGAUACCGAGGCACCAGAAUUUACUUGCCCGCAGCCCAUGAUUGAAGACAUGGAUCUCGGCCAAUCCUUUGCCACCGUGGCCUACGACAUUUCGGCUGCGAUCGACAACUGGGACGCCAAUCCGCUGGUAACCUGCACCCCGGCUCCCGGCUCCAUUUUCAACGCUGGAGUCAAUCCGGUGGUGUGUACUGCCGUCGACGAAGCGCACAACAAGAAGAACUGUUCGUUCACUAUCGAGGUCCAAGACAACGAAAAACCAAAAGUCACUUGCCCGAAUGACAUGAGCGAGUUCGUAGACGCCGGUGAAGCGUUUGCCACCGUAGACUACAAUAUCCCGUCCGCGACCGAUAACGCUGACCCGCAACCCAAGGUCAAUUGCGAUUUGAAGCCGGAUACGCAGUUUGACAUCGGAUCCAAUCUGGUCACUUGCCGAGCUAGGGACGUGUCUACCAACAGGCAGAAAUGCACGUUCACUGUCGAGGUGACAGAUAACGAGCCACCCAAGUUCACAUGCCCGAUCUCCAUGACAAGCAUCUCAGUCGAUCAGGGCCAAGAUUUUGCCACUGUGGGUUAUGUCCUGAAUAUCGCAAGCGAUAACGCCGACCCUGCGCCGACCGUCACCUGCGACAAACCGUCGGACUCUGAGUUCCAGCUCGGAGUGACGGUGAUCACAUGCACAGCCAGUGACCAGUACGGCAACUCCAAGGAGUGCACGUUCCGUGUUGAAGUUACAGAUGACGAAGCACCAGAGUUCGACUGCCCAAUUCCCAUGGUUGUACCCACGGACGGCGGUCUCCCAUCAGCCGUAGUAGGCUACGUCAUACCUACAGCCACUGAUAAUGCGGACGGCGAAGUACCAGUUACCUGCACCCCGGCACCGGAUACAGUGUUUAGCGUCGGAGUAAACAACGUCACAUGCACAGCUACCGAUUCUAAGGGCAAUACCAAGAUAUGCCCAUUCACCAUCACCGUUGAAGAUAAGGAAAAGCCUGAGUUUGACUGCCCAAUCCCCAUGUCUGGCAUAUCAGUCAACCCCGGUCAGGCGUACGCCAUCGUGGAAUACCUCCUCCCCGACGCAACCGACAACGUGGACUCCAACAUCCCGGUCUACUGCGUCCCGGCACCGAGCUCCAAGUUCCCCCUUGGGCCGACCAGUGUCUCCUGCGUUGCAACUGACAAGGCCAAAAAUUCCGAGAGGUGUUCGUUCCCCAUUGAAGUCCGGGACGACGAGGCACCCAAGUUCAACUGCCCCUUACCCAUGACCGAAGACACGGACGAGGGCCUGCCAACUGCUGAGGUAUUCUACAGUCUACCAUCAGCGACCGAUAACGUUGAUGGCGACCUCCCGGUAACCUGUGAACCGGCGCCCAAUUCAGCAUUCCCAGUAGGCGUAAACACUGUCGUGUGCUCCGUCGCCGAUGCAGCUGGCAAUUCAAAAUCAUGCCCGUUCACUAUCACAGUUGAAGACAAUGAAGCACCCAAGUUCGAUUGUCCAAUCCCAAUGGAAGACAUUCCUAAUGACGCUGGCAAGAAGUCUGCGGUUGUCGACUACACCCUGCCAUCGGCAACCGACAACGUGGACGAAACUGUCACCGUCACUUGCGAGAAGGCAUCCGGCUCGGAGUUCCCCGUCGGAACGUCGCAGGUCCGUUGCACUGCCACAGACAACGCUGGCAACUCCAAAGCUUGCACAUUCCCUGUGGAAGUAGAGGAUAACGAAGCACCAGAAUUUGACUGCCCUAUCGAUAUGACCUCAAACACGGACAAGGGUUUUUCGACCGCCACGGUAUCCUACACCGUACCGACUUCAACCGAUAACGGGGACGGUAGCGUCCCAGUAACAUGCAUUCCGGCACCCGGAACACCAUUGAAAGUGGGAACAACCACUGUCGAGUGCACCGCUACCGAUUCUGCGGGCAAUAAGAAGUCUUGCCCAUUCGAAAUUACGGUUCAAGAUAAGGAAGCACCCGAAUUUGAAUGUCCCCUCCCUAUGGAGGACGCCAUAGUGGACGCGGGCAAGGACUUCGGGACGGUGGUCUACCAGACCCCGGUAGCAUCCGACAACGUUGACUCCAACGUGCAAGUCACCUGCGUCAAGCCGCCGGGAUCCCAAUUCCCGAUCGGUAGAUCUGAUGUCGAGUGCACGGCCGCCGACACUGCCGGCAACUCAAAGAAGUGCUCAUUCCCCGUUGUAGUUGGAGAUAACGAGGCUCCCAAGUUCGACUGCCCAAUCCAAAUGAUUGUGGCCACCAGCACUGGUCUCUCGACUGCCGUCAUUUCCUACACUGUGCCAACCGCGACGGAUAACGUCGACGGUACCAUUGCAGUGACCUGCACACCGGAAUCAGGCGCUGUGAUCGGCGUUGGAACGACCACCAUUGAGUGCACUGCCGCGGAUACUGCCAGCAAUACCAAGACGUGCCAGUUCCCUAUUACCGUUGAAGAUCGGGAGGAUCCACAGUUUGAGUGUCCAAUCCCGAUGGACGUGAACGUGGACCCGGGCAAGAACUUCGCCACGGUAGAUUACACGCUGCCAGUCGUCACGGACAACGUGGACUCCGGUCUGCAAGUCAACUGCGACAAACCGUCGGGAUCCGAAUUCGGGAUUGGAAAUACAAAGGUCACGUGUUCUGCCACUGACAGUGCCAACAACCAGAAGACGUGCACGUUCCAUGUUGACGUAACUGAUAACGAGGCACCAGAAUUUGACUGCCCGAUCCCCAUGACCGAGCCCACGGACCCAGGUCAGCCAACUGCCGCCGUGGUUUACACCACGCCAACGGCCAUCGAUAAGGUUGAUGGUACCGUACCUGUAAGCUGUACCCCAGCAUCUGGUACAGCACUCCGUGUCGGAGAAAACAUCGUCACUUGUAUCAGCACGGAUUCCUCAGGCAAUUCAAAGACUUGCCCGUUCACUAUCAAAGUUGAAGAUAAGGAAGAGCCCGAUUUUACUUGCCCGACUCCAUUGAUGGGCGUGUCUGUUGACCCUGGUCAGACCUAUGCCACCGUCAACUACCCUCUACCGAGAGUUACCGACAAUCUGGACUGUAGCUCCACCCUCUCGGUCAGCUGCGUGGAGGCACCUGGCUCUCAGUUCCCCAUCGGAACCAGCGUGGUCACAUGCACUGCCACUGACACGGCCGGAAACUCUAAGACGUGCACCUUCCCAAUUGAGGUUCAGGAUGACGAAGCACCCGAGUUUGAUUGCCCACUUCCCAUGAAGGAAUCAACAGAUGCCGGUCUGCCGACUUGGGCUGCAACCUACACAGAACCUACGGCUACCGAUAACUUGGACGGUAUUGUACCGGUUUCCUGCGUACCAGCACCAGGAGCACCAUUUGCCGUCGGACCGACCACUGUCACGUGCACCGCUACCGAUUCUAAUGGCAAUAAAAAGACGUGCCCGUUCAUCAUCACUGUUGAAGAUAAGGAAGCUCCGGACAUCAGUUGUCCAAUCGACAUGACAGACCUGUCACCCAAUCAGGGACAAGUAUACGCCACUGUCGUCUACCAACUGCCACAAGCGACGGAUAACAAGGACGCAAAUCCCACGAUUGUCUGCGACAAAUCGCAAGCCUACCAGUUUCCCAUCGGCAUCACCAAAGUCACAUGCUCCGCCACAGACAAUGCCUUGAACACCAAGGAUUGCUCGUUCACUAUUGAGGUUAAAGACACCACGCCACCAGAUGUCAACUGCCCGGUCGACAUGACCUUCAACUCCCCGUCCGAGAUCGACUUCGUGGUCUCUCGCGAUGUCAGCGCCACGGACAACGACGGCUCGAGCCGACCGGUCACGUGCGACAAUGCUCAAAUCUCGUACUCCAACGGGCGCAACACCGUCACCUGCCGCGCCACGGACGCCAGCGGAAACGAGGGAACCUGCCAGUUUGACAUCAUCAUUGCUCCUCCACUGUGCGAGUUCCCUACCGAGGCCAACAGCUACAAUACCUACAUGGAGUGCGCGACACCCCUCUCGCCUAACGAUCGUACCCAGGUCUGCUUCAAGGGCAGCAGUGGGUACAACAUGUACGUUGCCAUCUGGGAUAAACAGGACCCCAUGCUCCAACCGGGAAUGAUCGAUCUGAACAUCAUGGAAGGCACAGUCGAGAUCGCUCACGAGGGCUACUUCGCGUCAGAAAGCAUUCCGGGUUUCAGCGGCGGCGAUCCCAAACUCUGCGUCCGACGCGAUCCCACGGACAUCACCAUUUCCUACGACGGCACCCCGCUCUACACGACACCGACCGGCGCGCCCUUGACGGAAGUUGGCUUUGCUUCCAGUGACGAAGCCUUGUGGACUGCCCAGUCGUACUUCGGACCAAUAGGGAGUAGUCGACGUCGCCGUUCCAUCGAUGAUGACGACCCCCUCAGGACAGCUGUGAAAAGACGUCGCCGACGUGCUGCUGGUGAUGAUGGUGACCAGCAGGGUGAUCUGUUGAAAUCACGGUCCAAGUUUGAGAAGCGCCGGCGUUAAACAGUCGUCGGGGAGACCAGAGGUUUGAACAUGACAUGGAUAUGGAAGAUGAAAUACUGACUUUGGAUCUGCUGUAAGAAGACUUGACUUAUUUCAAGUUGACCAUAUACAUAGAUAGUUUUUUUGGUUUCACUAAAACAAGAUUGGUGGCGGUUUUGCUUAGAUUAAACCAAAAACUGGUUUGGUUGAAACGACAACACUUGUAUUCUAGUGUGGAGUUUCAUCACAACGCAUGAAAACCAGCAGUGUUGUUUCAAAAUCACAGUUUUUGCUUUUCGCGCUGAAAAUUUCAGAAUUAAUCAGGUGGAGAAGAAAUACGAAGAUAAACGUUUCAAACAUAGUGUAGCUAUUUUCAAGUAGUUCACAUUUUGAUGCCAGCUUAGUUGGGCACGUGCAGUAAAAGUCUGAUUUUUUUUUCAGGAUUUGAUGGAUAUUUUUGAUUUCCUUUGAGAUUUAGUCACAGAUAUUGUUGUGUAGUACAUAAAGUUUUUGUGAAGAACUGGUUUCCUUGGCGAUUAAUAGCAUUAGGUUGACACUAAUGAAGCAGCCAGCUGAGUAGGUAGUGUCGACUUCUUUUUGUUAAAAACUAGAAAUAAAUGAGCAAUGGAGGAAAGGUGGAUAUUUAAACAAACAGCCAAUGCAAUGAAAAAUUGGGUUUAACCAUUUCUUUUUAAUCAAACACAAAACCGGAUCAUGUUAAAACAGUGUUCAUUUAAAGUUGCAUUUCAGAUGUAUGUUUCAAAGUCAUAUUGAAUAUCAUAUCACUACUAUUUCAAAUGAAACAAGUAACAGUCAGUUCAUGACACUAUAUUGAUUCAAACACGAGAUUUGCGGAAUAUACCACAAUAAAAUCUUAAAACUAAGCACUUUCCACUAAUAUAACAUACUUUUUUCACAAGUGUUACUUUGGCAAGUUUGACUUGAAGCCAUCAAAUGCUCGCUAUUGUUUACUCCUCGCACUUAACAGGGGAACACAUUUCAUCAGUUUCAUACAUUUAUUAUUUCUUUGGGCCUGAUAUAUUUGUUAAAAUCUACAAACUAUGUUAUUUAAAGUGGAUGUUGUACCAAGUUUUAAACAAGUAUUUACUGUAAUUCUUAAAUAUGAAGUUAAAAAAAAAUUAGCCUGAAAAGUAGGUCUUCGGCCAAUCGGUGAAAAACAUUCAGAAAAAUGAAAAGGACUUACUGUUAGUUCUGAUCAUUUAUAUAAAAAUAAGUUUGCAUAUGUUACAGUUACAAACAUUGGUCCUGUUUAGAUAAUUUGGACUCAAAGCAAAUACAGGAUAAAUGUACAGAAAAAGUACUCCAAACUCCAAACAUGGUUGGCCAAAGUAACCUAAUCCUCAUGCUUUAAAUUAUUUAUCCCCAAAAAUAUUAUGUUUUUGUUUAUUAAUUGGAUGCCAUUCAAGGUUAAGGGUGUUUCGUUUCCAAGAAAUAAAGAAGCAAUUGCAUGAAAACGAU
Molecule: messenger RNA, 13881 nt
Organism: Patiria miniata (bat star)
Lineage: Eukaryota; Metazoa; Echinodermata; Asteroidea; Valvatida; Asterinidae
Source: RefSeq, a predicted model, not a curated record